GAAGUUUUUCUUCCGCCAACCAGUGGCCAACGUUCCUCAAUGAGUGCCAGGCUCCUACGGAAUUCACGACUAAUUGUCUCACGAAAUGCCCUAAUCAACAUCCCCCGAGUCACCACGCCAAUCCUGCGACGUUCUUAUGCCUCUCCUUCCAUCUCAACAAGAGGUGAAAGUCCAUGGGCCAAAGCAGCUAUAUACAGUCUCGGCGCCGUAGGCGUAGGGUGCCUUGCAUACGCAGGUUUCGACGCCUACGAUUCAUGGCGCAACAUGUUUCCCGAGGAGGUCAGGCUGCCGUUGAAGCGUGGCAUCGCAGCAAAGAAUGCAGGGGACUCUGAAGGGAGCAUUGCGCACAAACGGGAAGCAUGGGCGAUUGCACGCACUCUACCAAUAUCGUCUUUCCAGCCGCCUGACCCUUAUUUCAAGCUUACUGGGAUAGCAAUCGACCUGGCUGGAGAACUCGAGGAAACUGGAGACAUAAGCGGCGCAUAUACCCUCUAUUCUGAAGCCCUCGACAAGCUUCGCGAAGCGGACGGACUGAACACGCAAGAGCGGAUGCGGGGUGUUGGAAUCGCGUUGAAGCUGGGCUGGCUGGUCGAACAGUCACAAAGCGAAGAAGGCGGAAAGCUCGUUGUGAGCAAGGAAGAAGAAGAACGGGUGCGAGUGUGGCCCGUCCAGGAGGUUUUAAAAAUUUCUCUGGAAGCGCAGCGACAAUCCACUGGCAAGGAAGCUGAAUCUGUUGACUUCGCGACGCUCCAGCUGCCAGAAGGCAUGUCUAAAACCGAUAUAUGCGUGCCGUUAGUCAAGCUGGGGGAGUUCUAUUCGAAGCACGGAAAGCCACAGUAUGCCAUGCCGCUUUAUCUUCAGGCCGCAACGCUUCUUGUAGCCAACGGAGGUGCUUCUGUACCCCGAAAUGACCUGUGCAACGGGGCGCGUAUGAUGAACACUAUCGCGCAACUCGUCAUAACAGCCCAACCAACUCAAGAAGGGCUCACCGCUGCCGAAACAUGGACAGCGCGAUCGCUGAAUAUUCUCAAGCUCGCCCAGGAUCAAGCAAAAGGCUCUCCUACCGACGGGACAUGUGAGACUGCCCUCGCAGUUACGCUGAUAAAUGCGGGCAUGCUGCGUGAGAUGGCUGGGGAUGGUAAACAAGCACACGACUUCUUGUCGGCAGCAAUGAAGCAAGCCAAGGCUAUAGGGCUAGAGGAUGGCGUCGCUGAGAUUCAGAAAGCCAUUGACCGAGUAGCUCAAAAGCAAAAGGUCUAG
This is a messenger RNA of Mycena indigotica, 1260 nucleotides long. RefSeq lists its product as uncharacterized. The coding region runs from base 40 to 1260 and encodes 406 amino acids. The transcript is spliced from 5 exons. Lineage: Eukaryota; Fungi; Basidiomycota; Agaricomycetes; Agaricales; Mycenaceae. The record is from RefSeq and is a predicted model, not a curated record.